Messenger RNA from Mauremys reevesii (Reeves's turtle), 1462 nucleotides. Its product is annotated as neuritin-like. Lineage: Eukaryota; Metazoa; Chordata; Testudines; Geoemydidae. The transcript has 3 exons. Gene Ontology annotation, biological process: nervous system development; neuron projection extension. The coding region runs from base 92 to 508 and encodes 138 amino acids. Gene Ontology annotation, cellular component: plasma membrane. The record is from RefSeq and is a predicted model, not a curated record.
GAACUCCCCUUGCAGCGGGGAGCUGCUGCUGAUCCCGGGCACGGAGCCGCGCCGGAGCCCCUGAGGAGCGGAGCCGCCCGAGGAGGAGGCGAUGGGCCAGAGGCUGGGCACGGCGCUGCUGCUCCUCACGCUGGGGUAUUUGGUCAGGUCACUGGCUUCAGAAACUAAAUGUGAAAACAUUUACCAAGGCUUCUCUGACUGCGUCUUAAAACUGGGGGAAAACAUGGCCAGCUACGAGGAGGACGACAGGGAUGAGGUGCAGGGGCUGCACACUGUUUGCGGAUAUUGGGAUGAAUUUCACAUGUGCGCCAUGACUGCUCUUUGGGAAUGCCAGAAGGAGGCAGCAAGUAUCUGGGAGACUUUGAAAAAGGAAUCUAGAAAAAUCAAAUUCCAAGGCAGCUUGUUUGAUCUCUGCAGUCCCAACAGCUCCCAGAGCUUCAGCUUGACAAAUGUUUCAAAUGUUGUUGUUUUAAGCAUCUCUCUGAUGGUCACUUGGCUUAAUUUGUAAAUGGAGCAGCUCUGAAAGUAUUGGAAUGAAGAGGUAUUAUCAGUGUCAUAAGUGUAGUUAUGAUCAGAAAUGUAGUAUUUCCAAACCUUUGAGAAAUACUGUGUAUGGUGCUGGAUGAACACUUGAUUUUAUUAUUCCAGGUCUGUGAGGCUCAGAAGAGCUCGGCAGCAUCUCCUUGGUUGCACUGUCUCUAAGUAACUUACAUGAUUAAUCAUAAACUCAGCACUUGCUUUAACGUGACAUUGUCCAGCUGCAAGCGCACCCACAGCUCCGACUGAUGGCGCAGAGUGCUGGAGGCUGUAGCCUGAGGGUCAAAGGACUGAGGAGAAAUUCAGGAUUAGUGCUAAACACUAGGUUCUUUUGCACUCUUUUCUAUCUAUAGUCACUGGAAGCGAAUCUGUUUAUUCAGCUGCCUGUUUCUGCCAGACAAAUGCUCCACUUUUUUUCAGUGGUGAUGGGCGGGAGGAAGCAAUUACUGGUGGUGUUUUUGAAGUGCAGGGAGAAUAUACUGAACCUGCCAAAGGCAGGAAGGAUUCCUUGUCAUGUUGCUAGUAGAAUCCUCCCCUUUGGGGAUGGUGAAGCCUCCCCUUGCAGAAUAAUCUCGGACAUGUCUGUUUCUUGUGAGAUGCACCUGGCUACCUGAGUGACUCUUGUGUUGUGUGUAAAUCCCUUUCAUAAGGAAACAAGAGAGAAAAACAUAAUGGGGAAAGGGGAAGAGUUGGGCUAGUGGCAAAAUAAAGAUUUAUAAUAGCUCUUUCAAAGCAAAAGUAUCCCAGGGGACACCUGUGAGCAGCACUGUGACUGAUUGUGUAAUUCAAAAAUAUCAAAUGUCCGUUGUAUAACCUACACCUGUCAAAUUGGAAAUAAUUUGUCCUGCUUUCUUGGUCUAUAGCACAGUCACUCCCUGUCUCUUCCUGUGCAGCCCAGACAGUUGUUCAUGUCACGGCUUCAACA